Messenger RNA from Coregonus sp. 'balchen', 19333 nucleotides. The record is from the annotation of a GenBank genome assembly. Lineage: Eukaryota; Metazoa; Chordata; Actinopteri; Salmoniformes; Salmonidae.
GUGUAGGCUAUAGUUGCAACCGGGGUGAGAGAAAAUAUGAGCACAAAACGCCUGCUAUCUCGGGCGGCGCUUGAGUUCAGUCAUGGAUGAUUCUGAAAAUCACAUCAUUUUCUCCGGCGCGUGGAACUGCUGAAGAAGUGUGCAUUCUACCAAUAGCGCAACAAAAAGGACAAUCGGCUUUGUUUUGUUUUCGUCCCAUUCUCUUUGUCAAUCUCUUGUUUUGAAAGAAUGUGGUUGAAUCCAGAGGAAGUUUUGCUGAAAAAUGCACUGAAGCUUUGGGUUACCGAAAAAUCUAACGAUUUCUUCAUUUUGCAGCGCAGAAGAGGGCAUGGGGAUUCAGGGGGGAAAUUUACAGGUAAUACGCCCCCUCCCAUCUUCAUCUCACUGUCUGUCGUCUGAUUUCAGCAGCUUUGGCAGCCUAUAUGGAUACACCAGUCUACGGGAUACACUUACAACACAGUAACAACUAAUUUAUAAACGAUGUUGCAACUUGCCAUAACCGGGGCUACAAUGUAUCACUUUAAAUAGGCUCAGGAUUUUUACACAGCACUACUUGGGAAACAAGUGUUUUCUCCAUAUUUGGGGUCGUCAACACAUGUGCCAUGAAGCCUUGGCGCAGUAACGGGCAACUUUUUAAUAUAUAGUAUUUAGACUGUUUAUUUUGUUUCAGGUCUUCUUUGAUUUCUUUAAUUUCGAUACAAUGUUUGUCUGAUGAUGAACCAUGAUAAGGUGCCACUUGGUCUUGUGUUUGUUUAGUCAUCAUACAUAACUGAACACAUCAAGGACAGGAGGAUAGAGAGUAGACAUCUCAUAAAAGGAACAAUAUAAACACUUCCUGGCAAUUGGUUAUGGUUUACAGUAUUUGCUUGUUUGUGGCCAUGGUGAAUGGUCAGAUGGGGGUGAAAGGUCAGAAGAAGCCCUAGUUGUAAUGGGGUUGGCGCUUCUUACAAAACCACACCAUAGUAUGUUUUGUUAUAUGAAGAGAAAAACAAGUACAAUAUCAAGUGGAAGAAGAAAUCCAUGAUUCGAUUAAGAUAAAACAUAAAAGCAUCUGCAACCUCUAUCACUCUGUGUCACUAGCUAAAAUAACUUCUGCUUCCUAUUUCACAAAGAGCACUUUGCUACAAGGAAAUGGUUAUUUAUUUAUAUAUAUAUAGGGUUUAUUUUCUCGCAACGAGCACACUGUACAUGUCCAUUGUCCACAGCCAUACAAACUCACUGAACCAUAUAAGCAGAACAAAAUACAUGAUUUACAGUAGUUUAAGUUGGGACUUACAAUGUAAGCACAGUGAAGUAAGCGGUUUGGUGACAAAUACGUUUGUAUUGCCAGGGUGUCAUGGUUCAGAGCAGCAGAUGGGCAGAGCUUAUAGAUGUGGUGUGGUUGGAAUGGGCAGUGCUCCAGGAGAGGGUUAUUUGUCAGGAGUUCUGUUUGUCUUCCAUCCCUCUCCUCUUUUGUGGCGGGCGGUUGGGUGGGGGUGGGAAUGCCAAACACUAGAUAGUGAUCUCAUACCGACCAGACUGUAGCCUAUUGAACGUAGUAAGCCUUGUCUUGCCUGCUGUGUGCUUAUUACACAUUUGACUGGCCAAAUCAUUAACAGACUGUUCUUGCUAACGUAAUUUUUUAUUGUAGUUGAGGGGCGCCGUGUUGCUGUUAGGACUGUUUUUACUAGCGCUCCUUAAAUGCUCCAUUCUGUUGAAAGGCCAGAAUUAAAACUAGACAAGAGGGACUAGUGUUUGUAGAGAAGCAUGACGGUGAAUAGCAGUGGAGUUAAAGAGGGACUAUGAUGAUGAGUGUAGGCUCUGUUACCUCAGGGUAUUAGUGAGCAUAUCUGAUGACUGGUGGGGAUUACUGGAUGUGUAAAUUCUCCCUAAACACUAGUUCCAGGGUUCAUUUAGCCUUCUCAACGCCUAGUAGAUACAAAUUAGUUAGGUCUGGACGGAAAUUGAAAGCUUGGGGUAGAGUAGUGCAGCUUCUUUUGAACGUCAACUGGGGUGUCACUGUCAACCAUAUUGGAUGGGAUGUUAGGGUCUCUCUCUUAAGUUUGUAGUUUUUAGGCCAUGGCUUUGGGGCUUCAUAUGUGAGGAUUUGUGGGGAGGGGGUUUCCAAUACAAUACUAUUAGCCAUUGGUUCUAGUGGACCAAUAUAGUGACAAAGAGAAGAACAAUACUUGUGUUGAGUCUCUCAAUAGCUUGUAAGCCUAUGUUAUGCUCUCACAUAAUGUGGCCAUUAUGAGACCGUUAGCGACCGUAAGUGAUACCAGUUUAUGUCCUAUAUCAAGUCUGGCAUCCAGUGCCAAUCUUCUUCUGCUUGGCACCUCACUGUGGAAUGUCUGGGUCUGUUAUAGACAUGGUAAUGACUUUAGCCUUCUGGCAUUAUGUGGAAUAGGUACCUUUGUGUCCCAUCUGCUUAAAGGCACAAUCUGUAAAACUUCCUGCUGUUCAACAGUCAUUCCACUAAUGAUAACCAUUGAUUUUUGUAGAAUAUAACUUAUUAAUGCCUUAUGAGCUUAGUACAACUGUCUUACCCUAUGAAAAUGUGAUUUCAGUUUAAAUGGGUUGGUAUAAUGUGGCCUCUCUCUCCCAUACAGUGGGGGAAAAAAGUAUUUAGUCAGCCACCAAUUGUGCAAGUUCUCCCACUUAAAAAGAUGAGAGAGGCCUGUAAUUUUCAUCAUAGGUACACGUCAACUAUGACAGACAAAAUGAGGAAAGAAAAUCCAGAAAAUCACAUUGUAGGAUUUUUAAUGAAUUUAUUGCAAAUUAUGGUGGAAAAUAAGUAUUUGGUCAAUAACAAAAGUUUCUCAAUAUUUUGUUAUAUACCCUUUGUUGGCAAUGACACAGGUCAAACGUUUUCUGUAAGUCUUCACAAGGUUUUCACACACUGUUGCUGGUAUUUUGGCCCAUUCCUCCAUGCAGAUCUCCUCUAGAGCAGUGAUGUUUUGGGGCUGUCGCUGGGCAACACAGACUUUCAACUCCCUCCAAAGAUUUUCUAUGGGGUUGAGAUCUGGAGACUGGCUAGGCCACUCCAGGACCUUGAAAUGCUUCUUACGAAGCCACUCCUUCAUUGCCCGGGCGGUGUGUUUGGGAUCAUUGUCAUGCUGAAAGACCCAGCCACGUUUCAUCUUCAAUGCCCUUGCUGAUGGAAGGAGGUUUUCACUCAAAAUCUCACGAGACAUGGCCCCAUUCAUUCUUUCCUUUACACGGAUCAGUCGUCCUGGUCCCUUUACAGAAAAACAGCCCCAAAGCAUGAUGUUUCCACCCCCAUGUUUCACAGUAGGUAUGGUGUUCUUUGGAUGCAACUCAGCAUUCUUUGUCCUCCAAACACGACGAGUUGAGUUUUUACCAAAAAGUUCUAUUUUGUUCAUCUGACCAUAUGACAUUCUCCCAAUCCUCUUCUGGAUCAUCCAAAUGCACUCUAGCAAACUUCAGACGGGCCUGGACAUGUACUGGCUUAAGCAGGGGGACACGUCUGGCACUUCAGGAUUUGAGUCCCUGGCGGCGUAGUGUGUUACUGAUGGUAGGCUUUGUUACUUUGGUCCCAGCUCUCUGUAGGUCAUUCACUAGGUCCCCCCGUGUGGUUCUGGGACUUUUGCUCACCGUUCUUGUGAUCAUUUUGACCCCACGGGGUGAGAUCUUGCGUGGAGCCCCAGAUCGAGGGAGAUUAUCAGUGGUCUUGUAUGUCUUCCAUUUCCUAAUAAUUGCUCCCACAGUUGAUUUCUUCAAACCAAGCUGCUUACCUAUUGCAGAUUCAGUCUUCCCAGCCUGGUGCAGGUCUACAAUUUUGUUUCUGGUGUCCUUUGACAGCUCUUUGGUCUUGGCCAAAGUGGAGUUUGGAGUGUGACUGUUUGAGGUUGUGGACAGGUGUCUUUUAUACUGAUAACAAGUUCAAACAGGUGCCAUUAAUAAAGGUAACGAGUGGAGGACAGAGGAGCCUCUUAAAGAAGAAGUUACAGGUCUGUGAGAGCCAGAAAUCUUGCUUGUUUGUAGGUGACCAAAUACUUAUUUUCCACCAUAAUUUGCAAAUAAAUUCAUUAAAAAUCCUACAAUGUGAUUUUCUGGAAAAAAUAUUCUCAAUUUGUCUGUCAUAGUUGACGUGUACCUAUGAUGAAAAUUACAGGCCUCUCUCAUCUUUUUAAGUGGGAGAACUUGCACAAUUAGUGGCUGACUAAAUACUUUUUUCCCCCACUGUAUGUCAAAGAGCUCAUUGACAUGUAUGUGUUGUCAGAUGGUAUUUCUCAGUAAUUUCCGGUCUCUUUCUGCUCUGGUCUGUCCAGGUCUUCUAGUGGGAGCUCUGGACUCAGUGCUGGACUCCAACGCCCGGGUCACACCGUUCCGUAUCCUGCUACAGGUGCCUGGGUCACAGGUCAGCUGGACCAUAGCUUGUGGUAAGCUCUCUGACAUUUCUCUCCUUUACUUUCUAUCUCUCUGAUUCUCAUAUUUGUCUGUCUCUCUCUCUAGCUCUCUCUCUCUUUGUAUCUAUCUCUCUGACAGGUGUUGUAUGUGUGUGUGUCUAUGUGUUGUUAUACAGGUGCUGCUGUCGGAGAGAUGAACAGACAUUGGGACUGGCUGGUCCAGAACCUACUCCACUCUCUCUCAGUGUUUGAGAACAAGGAGGAUGUCGCUAGCUUCGUCAAAGGGAAAGUCAAGGUACUGUACUAUUAGAAUAAAACCUAAUAUAGACCUGUGAUACACUGUAAAUACUUUGUAGGCCAACUGUCAAAAACCACUGUAUUCAACCUAAUCUGACUCUCAACUGUUGCUCUCUCUCCUCCUGACUUUCUUUUCUAUUUCUGUGUUUCUUGCUCUCUUUUUAUUUUCUCUUCCUCUUUUCUCUUUCUCUCAUUACCCAUUUAUUUAUCCUCCUCCCCCAGGGUCUGAUAGCGGAGGAGGUAAGGGGGAAACAGGCGGCUCAGGAGGAGGAGCCUGAGAAGUUCCGGGAGGCGCUGCUGAAGUUUGAGCUAUGUUUCGGCCUGCCCUCCUCAGAGAAGCUGGUCACCACCUACUCUUGCUGCUGCUGGAAGGGGCGGGUCCCCCGGCAGGGCUGGCUCUACCUCAGCAUCAACCACAUGGCCUUCUACUCCUUCCUGUUGGGAAAGGAAGGUCAGUCCCCUUAAAUGCUCCCCCUUUCAUUAGCACACAGAAUAGCCCCAAGUCUGACUGAUUGUGAACUGGUUGUGAACUUUGAACUGUUGUCCGCUUCUCUCUCCCUCAGUGAAGUUUGUGAUCCCGUGGGCGGAGGUGACGAGGCUGGAGCGGGUCUCCACGGGCCUCAUGACAGACAUGGUGCGUGUGACAACGCGACGGUGCCAGCGAGACUUCUCCAUGUUCCUGAGCCUGGAUGAGGCGUUCGGGGUCAUUGGUCAGCUGGCUGACAUUGCCCUGCGACGCCUGCUGGACAGCGAAGGCCUGGAGCUGGACCGAGUCCUCCAGCAGUCCUCCAACAUCACCAAGAGGUCAGAGGGCAAUGCAGAAAAAGUUAAAUAAAGUUGUAUCGUAUUGUAGUGUAAAGGAGGGCAGGGUAUUUUGUGUGGUUGUAUCAUUCGCUUUGUUCAGAUUCAAAUAAUCUGAGAGGAUUGUAUUGGAUCAGUUGCUUGCCUGAUUAAUCAGUUUGAUAAACAGUAAUUUAAUAAGGUUAUCUCAUUCUUAUCUGUUUUGGUCAAAAGAGACCUCAUCAAGCGCUUCCUGAAAACCCCUGAUAUCUUAACUAAUUUACUUCCCUCUAGUUUCUGACCAUCCUCUAUAACCAUAGCAUCAUAGUGCAACUGAUCUUCCUUUGAGCCGAGAGGGACGUUCAGUCAUGUUCUUCAGACAGACAUUAUAUGACGCUGAUGAGCUCAGAAAGACUUGUAAAUAGCUAGACUUUGCCCCUAGGUGUUUCAGCCAUAACAGGAAUACAGCAUAUCGUGUUACAGUCUAUGGGGAAAAUAAACAUAUUUUUUUACAAUGUUCCUUCCUUCUACUGCCUGUGUUUUGGGUUCCGGCUGGUCUCAGAACAGUUGUGUAGUGAUUGAUGGGCCGUGUUCCACUACACAGCACUGUUUACCAUACGCUAUAAAUCAAUGUUUGUCUCAGUGUGACUGGAAGGCCCUUCAGCUCUAUCCUGUGGGAAAUUAUACCUUCGCUUGGAGAGGUAGCUCAUAAAUACACCCCUUUUCUUCUGUCAGUCUUAGUUCUGUGUGUGCGUGUGUAUGUGUACGUAGUGCAUUCACCAUAACAUUAACCACCAUAACUACCCCGUACCCCUGCACAUUGACUCGGUACUGGUAACCCUUGUAUAUAGCCUCGUUAUUGUUAAUUUAUUGCGUUACUAUUUUUCCUUUAGUUUAAUUAGCAAAUAAUAAUUAUUAUAAUAUUUAUUUUUCGCCCCAAGUUUGUGAUAUCCAAUUGCGAUCUUGUCUCAUCGCUGCAACUCCCCAACGGGCUCAGGAGAGGCGAAGGUCGAGUCAUGUGUCCUCCGAAACAUGACCUGCCAAACCGCGCUCCUUAACACCCACACGCUUAACGCGGAAGCCAGCUGCACCAAUGUGUCGGAGGAAACACUGUUCAACUGACGACCGAAGUCAGCCUGCAGGCGCCCGGCCCGCAACAAGAAGUCGCUAGGGCACGAUGAACCAAGUAAAGCCCCCCCGGGCAAACCCUCCCCUAACCCAGACGAUGCUGGGCCAAUUGUGCGCCGCCCUAUGGGACUUCCGGUCACAGCCGGAUGUGACACAGCCUGGGAUCGAACCCGGGUCUGUAGUGACGCCUCAAGCACUGCGAUGCAGUGCCUUAGACCUCUGUGCCACUCGGGAGGCCCCAAUUUCUUUCUUAAUUACUUAAAAAAUCAAAAUCUGAAUUAUUGGUUAAGGGCUAGUAAGUAAGCAUUUCAUGGUAAUGUCUGCACCUCUUGUAUUUGGCGCAUGUGACAAAUAAGAUUUGAUUUGAAAACAGCGAGUUUCUAUCGACGUUUUUUAAAUGUUUAAACUUUUGAUGAUGUCAUUGAGUAGAACUAAAUGUAGAAAUACGCCAUUUUCACAUAUGUAGAUAAUGAAAAUUAGGUUGACAAGUGGUGGAAUUGCCUUUUAGUGUUUCUUAUCCUGUCUCUCAGUCAGAAAUGUCUGGGUCACCAAAGGCAACAAGGCCAUGAGGAUUCACCCUCAAUCUCUCUUUUACUCUCUCCCUCUCUCUAUCCUGGAAGGGAAUUCCUAGCUGUCACUCAUUUACAACAGAACGUUUCACUGUUUGGGUCAUACUCUACCUCUUCCCCCCUGCCAGCUAAGUAUCUCUUUCUGAGUGUCCCUCCAACUCUUCCCCCUCAGGGUUCUGGAGGAGCAGGCGUUGAGGGCGUAUGUCCUGGCUCUAUUUCGGCUACCGCGGGGCGAACGUCUUCAGGAGGUGGCGCUGUGUUCAGUGUGGACGCCCCAUGCCCGCUGUCACACGGCAGGAACGCUCUACACCACCGACAGCUACCUAUGCUUCGCCAGCCGAGAGGAGGGCCAAUGCAGCCUGCUUAUCUCUCUCUCAGAGGUACCCCUAGUACCAUACUGCAGUGCCUCCCUAUUUGAUUUAUAGAAAGGUCUCACACAAAAAGCCCUCACAAGUUCCCCUAGCCUAGCUCUUACAGUUAAUCCAGCCUUCCCAAAGGAGAGCCUUUAUCAGUGUACAGUCGUGGUCAAAAGUAUUGGUCUUCACAAAGUUUGCUGCUUCAGUGUUUUUAGAUAUUUUUGUCAGAUGUUACUAUGGUAUACUGAAGUAUAAUUACAAGCAUUCCAUAAGUGUCAAAGGCUUUUAUUGACAAUUACAUUAAGUUUAUGCAAAGAGUCAAUAUUUGCAGUGUUGACCCUUCUUUUUCAAGACCUCUGCAAUCCGCCCUGGCAUGCUGUCAAUUAACUUCUGGGCCACACCCUGACUGAUGGCAGCCCAUUCUUGCAUAAUCAAUGCUUGGAGUUUGUCAGAAUUUGUGGGUUUUUGUUUGUCCACCCACCUCUUGAGGAUUGACCACAAGUUCUCAAUGGCAUUAAGGUCUGGGGAGUUUCCUGGCCAUGGACCCAAAAUGUCGAUGUUUUGUUCCCCGAGCUACUUAGUUAUCACUUUUGCCUUAUGGCAAGGUGCUCCAUCAUGCUGGAAAAGGCAUUGUUCGUCACCAAACUGUUCUUGGAUGGUUGGAAGAAGUUGCUCUCGGAGGAUGUGUUAGUACCAUUCUUUAUUAAUGGCUGUGUUCUUAGGCAAAAUUGUGAGUGAGCCCACUCCCUUGGCUGAGAAGCAACCCCACACGUGAAUGGUCUCAGGAUGCUUUACUGUUGGCAUGACACAGGACUGAUGGUAGCGCUCACCUUGUCUUCUCCGGACAAGGUGUUUUCCGGAUGCCCCAAACAAUCGGAAAGGGGAUUCAUCAGAGAAAAUUACUGUACCCCAGUCCUCAGCAGUCCAAUCCCUUUACCUUUUGCAGAAUAUCAGUCUGUCCCUGAUGUUUUUCCUGGAGAGAAGUGGCUUCCUCUCUGCCCUUCUUGACACCAGGCCAUCCUCCAAAAGUCUUUGCCUCACUGUGCAUGCAGAUGCACUCACACCUGCCUGCUGCCAUUCCUGAGCAAGCUCUGCACUGGUGGUGCCCCGAUCCCGCAGCUGAAUCAACUUUAGGAGACGGUCCUGACACUUGCUGGACUUUCUUGGGCGCCCUGAAGCCUUCUUCACAACAAUUGAACCUCUCUCCUUGAAGUUCUUGAUGAUCCGGAAAUUGUUGAUUUAGGUGCAAUCUUACUAGCAGCCAAUAUCCUUGCCUGUGAAGCCCUUUUUGUGCAAAGCAAUGAUGACGGCACGUGUUUCCUUGCAGGUAACCAUGCUUAACAGAGGAAGAACAAUGAUUUCAAGCACCACCCUCCUUUUAAAACUUCCAGUCUGUUAUUCUAACUCAAUGAGCAUGACAGAGUGAUCUCCAUCCUUGUCCUCGUCUACACUCUCACCUGUGUUAACGAGAGAAUCACUGACAUGAUGUCAGCUGGUCCUUUUGUGGCAGGGCUGAAAUGCAGUGGAAAUGUUUUUUUGGGAAUAAGUUCAUUUUCAUGGCAAAUAGGGACUUUGCAAUUAAUUGCAAUUCUUCUGAUCACUCUUCAUAACAUUCUGGAGUAUGUGCAAAUUGCCAUCAUAAAAAUUGAGGCAGCAGACUUUGUGAAAAUUAAUAUUUGUGUCAUUCUCAAAACUUUUGACCACGACUGUAGUGCAGUGUAUUUUGUGCUAGAGGUGGUGUAUUUUGGCUUCUCAAACAGACUAUGUUGACGCUGCUUCUCUACUGGUUAAAGUGUAACGCUGGUGGAAUGUAGCGACUGCUGUUUACACUGUACACGUGUUGUUGGAAGUGUUAGAGUUUACAACUUUAGCUUUACCAUGGUUAUCUACAUUAUAUACCAGUCAGUCAUAUAUCAAGCUAUAUAUAGAUGUAUGUAUGGCUCUGCUAUACAUAAAAGCUAUUCAUAGUUUAUUACUGUGUUAUUACUGUUUUACAAGUAAAUAGCGCUACAGUAAUUUCUUUGGCUGUUCACCUCUGACCCCUGUCUCCUCCUGUUUUAUUGUCAGGUGAUCUCCAUAGAGAAGGCGGAGAGCACCAGCCUGCUGCCCAACCCAGUGAUCGUCAGCGUGAGGAGUAAGAAGGCCUUCCAGCUGAUGGAGCUGCAGGACAGAGACAGCCUGGUGGACAGCCUGACAUCACGCCUCAGAUCCCUGCAGUGGAAACACUCCAUGUUCCGCAGCAAGAAAUCUCUGGUAUGCUACAGCUACACUACCAACCGCUAAAUGUCUGUUGUCAAUUACACACAUCAUAUCUCAUGGUGAUGCCCAACAGGCCUAGUCCACGAAGUAGAAUUACUUCAUUGUGUAUAUUUGACUAAUUCUGGUGUUUGGCUGCUCCAGACCUCUUCGUCUCCCUACUACACCUUCUACUAUGACACCAUGUACUGUGACGGGGAGGAGAUCGAGGAGAGACCACUACGUCAAACAGUGAACACAGAGGCUCUGAUGGCAUGCUACCAUCACUCUCAACCUGACCCCAACAACAGCACGGCUGUGAGUAUGGAAACUAGCGCACCAUUGGCUGUAGCCCUAAUAUGAAUAGGGCCUCUAUUAUUAUGGUGUUUAGAUAGCAGAUACAGUGGGGAAAAAAAGUAUUUAGUCAGCCACCAAUUGUGCAAGUUCUCCCACAAAAAGAUGAGAGAGGCCUGUAAUUUUCAUCAUAGGUACACGUCAACUAUGACAGACAAAUUGAGGAAAAAAAAUCCAGAAAACCACAUUGUAGGAUUUUUAAUGAAUUUAUUUGCAAAUUAUGGUGGAAAAUAAGUAUUUGGUCACCUACAAACAAGCAAGAUUUCUGGCUCUCACAGACCUGUAACUUCUUCUUUAAGAGGCUCCUCUGUCCUCCACUCGUUACCUGUAUUAAUGGCACCUGUUUGAACUUGUUAUCAGUAUAAAAGACACCUGUCCACAACCUCAAACAGUCACACUCCAAACUCCACUAUGGCCAAGACCAAAGAGCUGUCAAAGGACACCAGAAACAAAAUUGUAGACCUGCACCAGGCUGGGAAGACUGAAUCUGCAAUAGGUAAGCAGCUUGGUUUGAAGAAAUCAACUGUGGGAGCAAUUAUUAGGAAAUGGAAGACAUACAAGACCACUGAUAAUCUCCCUCGAUCUGGGGCUCCACGCAAGAUCUCACCCCGUGGGGUCAAAAUGAUCACAAGAACGGUGAGCAAAAAUCCCAGAACCACACGGGGGACCUAGUGAAUGACCUGCAGAGAGCUGGGACCAAAGUAACAAAGCCUACCAUCAGUAACACACUACGCCGCCAGGGACUCAAAUCCUGCAGUGCCAGACGUGUCCCCCUGCUUAAGACAGUACAUGUCCAGGCCCGUCUGAAGUUUGCUAGAGUGCAUUUGGAUGAUCCAGAAGAGGAUUGGGAGAAUGUCAUAUGGUCAGAUCAAACCAAAAUAUAACUUUUUGGUAAAAACUCAACUCGUCGUGUUUGGAGGACAAAGAAUGCUGAGUUGCAUCCAAAGAACACCAUACCUACUGUGAAGCAUGGGGGUGGAAACAUCAUGCUUUGGGGCUGUUUUUCUGCAAACGGACCAGGACGACUGAUGCGUGUAAAGGAAAGAAUGAAUGGGGCCAUGUAUUGUGAGAUUUUGAGUGAAAACCUCCUUCCAUCAGCAAGGGCAUUGAAGAUGAAACGUGGCUGGGUCUUUCAGCAUGACAAUGAUCCCAAACACACCGCCCGGGCAACGAAGGAGUGGCUUCGUAAGAAGCAUUUCAAGGUCCUGGAGUGGCCUAGCCAGUCUCCAGAUCUCAACCCCAUAGAAAAUCUUUGGAGGGAGUUGAAAGUCUGUGUUGCCCAGCGACAGCCCCAAAACAUCACUGCUCUAGAGGAGAUCUGCAUGGAGGAAUGGGCCAAAAUACCAGCAACAGUGUGUGAAAACCUUGUGAAGACUUACAGAAAACGUUUGACCUGUGUCAUUGCCAACAAAGGGUAUAUAACAAAAUAUUGAGAAACUUUUGUUAUUGACCAAAUACUUAUUUUCCACCAUAAUUUGCAAUAAAUUCAUUAAAAAUCCUACAAUGUGAUUUUCUGGAUUUUCUUUCCUCAUUUUGUCUGUCAUAGUUGACGUGUACCUAUGAUGAAAAUUACAGGCCUCUCUCAUCUUUUUAAGUGGGAGAACUUGCACAAUUGGUGGCUGACUAAAUACUUUUUUCCCCCACUGUACCAUAAUAAUGGUGGCUGCAGCAAUAUGAGGACUACAUUAGCCAAUGUGUUUUCAGUCUAGGCUUGAUGUUUAGCAUUGCGAAUUAGGACUGUUUUAGGGUUUAGCUUGGUUGCCAGUUUCUAGUUGAAGCAGGGUGAUUCUUGAGCAUUCUCUCCAGUGGAUCUAUAUUAAAUACAAUUAUUAGCUAAUCACACCAUUUUAGUAUGUCAUAAAUUUGAGGAUUCCAUAGAAAAUUUGGUGUAUCUAAAUCUAAUUUAGUGUCUAAGCAUUUCACUGCACCUGCUAUAACAUCUGCUAAACCGUGUACAUGACCAAUAAACUUUGAUUUAUUUGAUCCAAAGUGUAUUGGUGUUAGUCAAUUUAAAUGAAGGUAAAUAACAUUGUGAGCAAAAUGAUUAAUCAUAUCAGUUUAGUAAAUUAUUUUUAAAGGUUUGAGGAUCUUAGAUUUGAGCAUUUAUGGCCUCCAUUUCAGAAAAUACUAAUUUACCUAAAUUGUCUCAUUGGUGUUACCAUAAUUCAUGUUACUACUCCUACUGGUCGCACAAUGUUAUCAUAAUAUAACAAAAAUAUUUAAAGUUAUUAAGCUACCAUAUUCGUUGAUUUAGGGUGGGAGGAUGUACCCGCAUACAUAAAAAACAAAUGCCACUGUAAUUCAGGAAUGACACAGCAACUCCUUUGUUGUUGUCAUACCAAAAAUGUAGUAGACUGAAUCAGAAACAGACUGGAAACCAGGGUAUGCUAAAUGUGAUAUAGUGGCAGGUCUGGGAUGAGGUUGUGACUCUGUACAUCUCUUCUAUUAUUUACACAUAUUGAUCUCUGUUCUCCCCCUGGCUGGCACCCUGGGUAACUUGACCUCCUAAUACAGGCCACGGCUAUUGUGGUUAAUAGUGCUGAGAAUGUGCUUACAGUACUAUACUCGGUUUGCUGAAGGUUGUGUGUGUGUGUCCUGUAGACCAUGGAGCAGGUGAAAGAGCGUCUGUGGGAUGACCACUUCUCGGAGUACGGUCGAGGCGUCCACAUGUUCCGCACAGAGAAGAUCCAGAAGCUGGUUGCCAUGGGGAUACCAGAGUCGCUACGGGGAGAGCUAUGGAUGACCUUCUCUGGUGAGGGGCGGUGGAGUCUGAGGUCAUUGGUUACUAUAACAACAGGCCAAAUACACUACAUGACCAAAAUCAUGGGCAUUAAUAUGGAGUUGGUCCACCCCUUUGCUGCUAUAACAGCCUCCACUCUUCUGGGAAGGCUUUCCACUAGAUGUUGGAACAUUGCUGCGAGGACUUGCUUCCAUUCAGCCACGAGCAUUAGUGAGGUCGGGCACUGAUGUUGGGCGAUUAUGCCUGGCUCGCAGUCGACGUUCCAAUUCAUCCCAAAGGUGUUCGAUGGCGUAGAGGUCAGGGCUCUGUGCAGGCCAGUCAAGUUUUUCCACACCGAUCUCGACAAACCAUUUCUGUAUGGACCUCGCAUUGUCAUGCUGAAACAGGAAAGGGCCUUCCCAAACUGUUGCCAAAAAGUUGGAAGCACAGAAUUGUCUAGAAUGUCAUUGUAUGCUGUAGCGUUAAGAUUUCCCUUCACUGGAACUAAGGGGCCUAGCCCAAACCAUUGAAAAACAGCCCCAGACCAUUAUUCCUCCUCCACCAAACUUUACAGUUGGCACUAUGCAUUCGGGCAGGUAGCGUUCUCCUGGAAUCCGCCAAACCCAGAUUCGUCCAUCGGACCGCCAGAUGGUGAAGCGUGAUUCAUCACUCCGGAGAACGCGUUUCCACUGCUCCAGAGUUCAAUGGCUGCGAACUUUACACCACUCCAGCCGACGCUUGGCAUUGUGCAUGAUGUUCUUAGGCUUGUGUGCGGCUGCUCGGCCAUGGAAACCCAUUUCAUGAAGCUCCCGACGAACAGUUCUUGUGCUGACGUUGCUUCCAGAGGUAGUUUGGAACUCGGUAGUGAGUGUUGCAACCGAGGACAGAUGAUUUUUACACGCUACGUACUUCAGCACUUGGCUGUCUCGUUCUGUGAGCUUGUGUGGCCUACCACUUCGGGGCUGAGUUGUUGUUGCUCCUAGACGUUUCCACUUCACAAUAACACUUACAGUUGACUGGGGCAGCUCUGACCUGCUGACUUGUUGGAAAGGUGGCAUCCUAUGACGGUGCCACGUUGAAAGUCACUGAGCUCUUCAGUAAGGCCAUUCUACUGUCAAUGGUUGUCUAUGGAGAUUGCAUGGCUGUGUGCUCGAUUUUAUACACCUGUCAGCAACGGGUGUGGCUGAAAUAGCCGAAUCCACUCAUUUGAAGGGUUGUCCAAAUACUUUUGUAUAUAUAGUGGAUAUUUAAUGGUGGGGUUAUGGUUAGGGUAGAUAUUUAUAUAUCCCCAAAGGAGGGAGAGAGAGUGCUGUUUUGUGCUCUGCUCGACUGCCUACUUUUAGUUUCCUUCCUGUGUACUGUACCAUGCCUAGCAAUUCUAGUAUGUGCCAUUUUAUAUUUUAGAGUUUGUGGAGUGGCUUUUACCUUUUUUAGAAUCAGAAGUCUCGAUGCAACAUUGUAGAGUCGAUUCUCGGGGACCCUACUUUGCCAUAACUGUUAGCAUCAGAGUUAAUGUAAUAUGGAAUCCAGAACAGCAGGAUUUAGUGGGCAUACAAAUAACUCCAAUGAAAACAAGCAAUUAGGCCUGUGAGCACCCUGCACCAGAAACAGACAGGCAACCGAUUGUGGCUUCACCACUCACUGGGAUAGAACUGUUUUCUUUGGCCCCAUAUCAAACUGUCCUAGGUCCAUGUUUACUCCCUCUCAAUUGUCUGAAAGCAUCCUUUCACAUCCUAGAGGGGGAGUCAACAAAGGGAAAGAGCUAGUAAAAAAUAAAAAAGCCUUGUCCCAAAUUAAUCUCAGUUAACCCAGAACUAAAGUCUUGCAUAAUUGGUCAGAUGCUUGUAGUCUGUCCAUGAGAGAUUAGUCCCAAAGUAACCCCUACCUUUUUGGUGUUUGCAGAUCUGAAGGAACCGGAUAGGUGAUUUAUCCAUUCCUUUUAGAUCGAAAGGAAAGGGAUAGGGGAUGUUGUCUGACCAGGCCUUCAUGUAAGUGGUUAUAUGCUGUUGCUGUGUAACACUGACACCAUUCCCCUUGGAAACGCAGAUGCCUCGUCAGAGUUGUCAUCCCACCCAGACUACUACUCGGGGCUAGUGACGGAGUCUAUGGGGCAAAGCAGUCUGGCCACGGAGGAGAUCGAGAGAGACCUGCACCGCUCGCUGCCCGACCACCCUGCCUUCCAGAACGUCACGGGCAUCGCGGCGCUGCGCCGCGUCCUCACCGCAUAUGCCCACCGCAACCCCAAGAUUGGCUACUGCCAGGUAAGGCACCCACCACCAUACAGUAUGUCACAAUGUGUGCACACGUGUACAUUCUACUGUAUAGUGUGUCCAGUGUCCAUAACCAUAACCAUACAGUUACAGACAGUAUAACUGACUGCCUGUCUGUCUUUCUAGUCAAUGAAUAUCCUGGCAUCUGUGCUGCUGCUGUACACUAAAGAGGAGGAGGCCUUCUCACUGCUAGUGGCUGUGUGUGAGAGGAUGCUACCUGACUACUUCAACCGCAGAGUCAUAGGUGAGAGGUCAAACUGACCUGUAUAGGUUUACCGCUGCUACUGCUAUUGUUACUACAGUACUUUUACUACAGCGAUGGUUUGUUUACUUCAGCUAGUACUGUACAUUAGAGAAGUACUAUCAAAGACACAGCAGAGAGACUCUAUCAGUACACAUACAUUUUCCUGUAGUGCUGUUCUGGUGUUUAGGUGAUUUGAAUGUGGUUUCGUUGUGGCAUGUUUAUUCUGUCAGGCCAAUGGAGCCAACAAUAACCAAAGGCUUUCUUUAGCCACCAUGAAGCGUGUGCUGAAACACAAGCUAAUUUCCUCUGCUUUGUUUUGCUAUUUAUUUAUGCCGCAUAUGAAAUGCCUUCAAAGUAAUUUCCUCUUCCUUUACCUGUUCUGUCUGAAUGAGUGUCUGGCCUGUUCUGCUUUGAAAUGACAGUUGUUUACUUAUUCGCCUUAGAAAAUAGAUUGUUAAUCUCCAGGCAACUUCCUGGUUCAAAUAGUCUUUAAAAUAGAAUUUAUCUGGGAUAAUUCACAAUGAGUAUACAUCAUGAGUAUGCACUCACAGUAUAUCCAUACGACCAAAAUCCAUUUCCCUUUGUGGGAUAAAAAAUAUAUAGAAUUUUAUACUUCUAUAUGUGUGUUUAUCUAUAAUAUAGAUUUUCACGUGUGUUUGCAGGUGCUCAGGUGGACCAGUCAGUGUUUGAGGAGCUGAUCCGGGAUCGUCUUCCCGAGCUGGCCGAGCACAUUCCCGACCUCUCCCCCCUCUCUUCCAUCUCCCUGUCCUGGUUUCUCACCCUGUUCCUCAGCGUGCUUCCCUUCCGCAGCGCUGUCUGUGUGGUAGACUGCUUCUUCUUUCACGGCAUCAAAGCAAUCUUCCAGCUGGGGCUAGCUGUGCUGGAUGCUAACGCUACGGCGCUGUGUGCUAGUGCAGAUGACGGCCAGGCCCUCAUGAUCCUCACUGGGUAAUGCUAGACAAGAUUGGCCAACCCUAAUGUGUGGGAUGUUUAUAGUUAAUCAGGCCUUUUAUUUUCACUCUUGGCUCUGUCUGCAGUUUUCUGGACCAGGUGAAGUACGAUGAAGAUCCGUCUCCCCCUGCCACUCACCCUCUCUCGUCUCAGAGUGGGGAGGAGGAGGGCAGCCUGCCUGUAGAACAACAUACCCUGAUCACUGACCUCAUUGCUGACUCCUAUGAGGUAAGACAGCACUGCAAUACUCCCUCCACACCACCAGAGGGUUGUGGUGACAGUGUGGAGCUGAUGUUUGUUCUCGUUGUGUGUUCUGUCUUGUCAGAAAUUUGGAGACCUGACGGUGAGACAAAUAGAGAAGUUGCGAUGCAGACACCGGAUCCAGGUUCUCCAAGCACACGAGGACACCACCAAGGAGAAUGCGGUGGUUCUCUCAUUUCACAUAAACGGUCACACGCAUGCAUGAAAUACACCAUGACCAAAGGUUGAAACCUUACACUUUUCCUCUCCAAAAUGCUCUGACCCUUCCCCUCUCUCUCUGUGUAUUUAGCUCAGGGUGGUGACCCCAGAUGUCUCUCUCUCCCCUGAAAACCUGGCUGAUGUCUACGACCUCUUCAGGGUACUUCAGCUCAAUUCAACACACCUUCAUUUAUCUCCCCAGGACCGCUAAGAAAGCCAUUGCCAGAAUACAAUAAUAACAUCCUCCACUUAUAGUCCAACUGUACAACAAUACUUCUGUUUCUGUUUGUCUUAUAGACAGAGCACUUCAUCAACCUGUACUGGGGCGAUGGGGGCACCACAGUGGCCCUCCAGCACCAUGACCCAGGCCGGCCCUAUGUGGAGCAGUACAGAGUGGACCGGGCCCAGUUUAAGAGCCUGUACAUGCUGCUGGUUCCCUGGCUUUGUGGCCUCCAUACUGACACUGUGGCCCACCGGACCUUCACACUACUGGACCAGGACAGAGACUCACUCAUCACCUUCAGAGAGUUCGCUGGGUGGCUGGGUAUGUGAACGAGUGUUUGUGUGUGAGAGAGAAAGUAAGAGAGGGAGGGGGUGUGUAUUUAAAAGAGGGAGAGUGAGUGAGUGUGCGUAUGCCUGAAGAGAGACUUUGUGGGAAAUAUGAGUUUGUGUGCGUGACUGUGUGCCUGCAAGUGUAUACAAAUACCAAGAAAACAUACACCAUGCUAUCUCACAUCCAAGUCCCCUUGUAAGGCAUAUCAUUCAUGAACAUUGGAAACCUGCCCACUAUGCUUUUAUGGGCAUUUGGAAUUCAGCCCACAAAGCUUUUAUGGGAAUCAAUAUCCAGCCAAGGCUUUUAGGAGAUGUUGUGUACAGUACAGUGGAGGACUGAAGUAGAGGAAGAUUAAGAUUAUGUAAAUUCACCUCUUAAAUUCACACACAUCUGAAGGGCUCCCUCUGUGGUCCUCUAUCAUUCAGUAUAAACACUAACCUAUAAUUUACUGACAGUAUAAGCACUAACCUUUCAUUAUUGACACACAUUGUGAUUUAAGGCCAAUGACAAUUCUGUGUGUGUGUGUGUGUCUCUCUGUUUCAGAUACGCUAUACUGUGUGGAACUGAAUGAGAAGGUCAGACUACUGUAUCGUUUGCACAUACCUCCAGGUGGGUCACAUAGCUUUCCUAUGGUGUUUUUGCUUCUUUCAUGUACUUUAGUUGGACAUGCAAUUAUCUUUAAAUAACAUGUGCACUUUGUGACAACUGCUGAUGUAAAAAGGACUUUAUAAAAUAGAUUUGAUUGAUGAAUUAACUAGAGAUUAACAUUCUUCAUAAUACGACUGUUUCCUGUAGCUCUGACUGAGAGUGAGGAUGACCCGUCUCCACUGAAGAGCCCUCUGCUGUCAACUACCAGACCACUCCAUGUAGAGCUGCCCAAUGGUAAGUAUUCACACACUGUUCCAGGUUCACAUUUACAGCACAGGUCUGUUUAGAUUAUCACAUUGAUGUAGCUCCUGAUGUGUGUGUUCGUGUUGAAGGGGAGAUAAGAGACUUUCAGGAGCAGUUGAAGCAGAUGCUGAAAGACCUGGCUAAAGAGAAGGAGAAGGAUGUGGAGCAACCUUUACCUCCAAUGAACCAGGUACAUACAAUUAAAAAAGGAAUUCAAUUAGGAAUCUAUUAAACAAAGAGUAAUUGAAAGGUACUAAGUAGGCCUCCCGAGUGGCGCAGCGGUCUAAGGCACUGCUUGAGGCGUCACUACAGACCCGGGUUCGAUCCCAGGCUGUGUCACAACCGGCCAUGACUGGGAGUCCCAUAGGGCAGCACACAAUUGGCCCAGCGUCGUCCGGGUUAGGGGAGGGUUUGGCCAGGGGGGCUUUACUUGGCUUAUCGCGCUCUAGCGACUCCUUGUGGCAGGCCGGGCGCCUGCAGGCGGACUUCGGUAGUCCUUUGAAUGGUGUUUCCUCCGACACAUUGGUGCAGGCGGGUGUUAAGAAGCGCGGUUAGGCGGGUCAUGCUUCAGAGGACGCAUGACUCUAACUUCGCCUCUCCCGAGCCUGUUGGGGUGUUGCAGUAAUGAGUCAAGAUUGUAAUUGGAUCGCAAUUGGAUAUCCCGAAAUUGGGGAGAAAAAAGGGGCAAUACAAUUUUUUAUAAAAAUAAAGGUAUAAACUUGUAUUAUUGUUUUCUACAGAGGGAGUUCAUCCAGUUCUGUAAGACCCUCUACAGCAUGUUCCAUGGCAACCCAGACGAGAACGAGCUCUUCCAGGCCAUCGCUACAGUGACCAGCCUGGUGCUGCAGAUCGGCGAGGUCGACCACCGCAGCCGCUGCUCGGGGUCAGAGGUCAGCAGCGAGGGUGGGGCCGGAGACGAAGUAGAGGACGAUCACAAGGAGGGGAGUCAAGAAGACCACCCUGUCUUCAGCACCAAAGAAGAAGAAGGAGGAGGAGAGAGGAAGGAGGGGACCAGCAAGAGUUCAGGGUCUGAGAGUCAGAGCGAGUGGACGGUCAGCUACGCUCAGAUCCUGGCCUCUCUCCUCACAGAACAGCAGCUGGUCAACUUCUUUGAGAAACCGAUGGACCUGUCAGCAAAGGUAGCUGAGGCAAAAGUGAAACAGUACCAUGAAAGGGCU